Molecule: messenger RNA, 631 nt
Organism: Gambusia affinis (western mosquitofish)
Lineage: Eukaryota; Metazoa; Chordata; Actinopteri; Cyprinodontiformes; Poeciliidae
Gene: ccl20a.3
Product: chemokine (C-C motif) ligand 20a, duplicate 3
Exons: 4
Coding region: 66-377 (103 amino acids)
Biological process (GO): positive regulation of ERK1 and ERK2 cascade; chemokine-mediated signaling pathway; cellular response to type II interferon
Cellular component (GO): extracellular region
Molecular function (GO): CCR chemokine receptor binding; chemokine activity
Source: RefSeq, a predicted model, not a curated record
ACCCGAGAGAGGAAAGGAGAGACCACUUUCAGAUCAGAGCAGCACCAGCCAGCACAACUGAAACCAUGGUGUCAAUGAAAGUAACAGUGAUGAUGGCGACACUGGCUGCUCUUUGUGUCCUGGCUACAAACACACAUGCAGCGCUUUAUGGUAGUUGCUGUCGAAGAUACAUCCCUGUAAAGCCUAAGUUUUCAGAUAUCCAGGGCUUCUCGGUGCAGAAAAGGACAGAAUUAUGUAAUAUCAGUGCCAUCAUUUUCCACACAAAGAAAGGCAAAAGAUGUGCUGACCCCGCUUUGGGUUGGGUGCUGGACUACGUCAGCCGAAUAGAAUAUGAGGCACAGAAAGUUCAUCAGAAAGCACAAGUGGGGAAGAAAUAGAGCUUCCACUGGAAUAACCUGUGGAGGAUGCCGAGGCCAGCUACUGCAAACCUGUUUCCAAUUUUUGUUUUGCCUGCUAUCCACAAAUGGUAAAAGCUUUGCUGCUUUGUGAACACCAGCUUAAUACAAAGCUGAUAUUGUAAUGCUGUAAAAGCAAUGCAUAUAGUCGCUCAGUUGUAAGAGCACUGUACAUAUUAUGUAUCAUUAAUUUUGUAUUCAUUUUUACACAAAAUAAAGACUUGCUUUGGAAAGAA